Aspergillus glaucus CBS 516.65 is the source of this 338-nucleotide messenger RNA. RefSeq lists its product as uncharacterized. The coding region runs from base 55 to 267 and encodes 70 amino acids. Lineage: Eukaryota; Fungi; Ascomycota; Eurotiomycetes; Eurotiales; Aspergillaceae. The record is from RefSeq and is a predicted model, not a curated record. The transcript has 3 exons.
CUCUCGCUGCGGUCGCUGCAGAGAGGAGCCGUUUUUGGCUCCCCCUCGACCAUCAUGUUCUCCCCAGUUAUAAGUCCCAUCCUGCCGACCGUGUCCUUCCCUGCUUCCAUCCUUCCUCCCAUGAGCAUCUCAGUGCUUCCUAUCCUUUUGAAGUCUUUCCUUGUCCACAAAACUGCUGUUAUCCUCACCUUCUUUAUUCCUACUCCAGGAUUUCCUUUGUUUCCCAGUUCCCCACAGGCUGUGUCGACCAUGGCGCCUCGCUCCUGACCGACAACAGAUCUGAUAGUGACUCCACUAGCGACCUGGAACUUGAUACUGCCUCAUGAACACUAUUUGGC